Molecule: messenger RNA, 873 nt
Organism: Telopea speciosissima
Lineage: Eukaryota; Viridiplantae; Streptophyta; Magnoliopsida; Proteales; Proteaceae
Exons: 1
Coding region: 1-873 (290 amino acids)
Source: RefSeq, a predicted model, not a curated record
AUGGAAGAUUGGCCGCCGGAUCCUCCUGCGAAGGUGGGAGAAGGACGGCCAGCCUCUUUGGCCAAGGUGGUGGUGCGCACUCUUUCCAUUCCUCCGGUGGAGGUGGACAUUAAGAAGCCAGUGUUGUUCUAUGGGGAGCCUGCUGUGUUUUUCUCGAAGGAGGAAGUGGCUCGUUCGAAAGUGGCGUUUCAUUCAGCCCUAGUUGGGAAGUGCGUGUUUGGAAGACCAUCGUUGUUUGAGAUCAAGAGUUUUUUGAAGAGGGAGUUCUUUCUCCAAGGGGACGUCAUCAUCUCCACUCUGGAUUCAAGACACGUUUUGCUCAGGUUCAUGAACCAUAUGGAUUUUGUGAAGGUGUGGCUAAAAGAAAGCCUGCACAUCAAGGGUUACCUAUUCAGAUUCAUGAAGUGGACAUCGGAUUUCACUUCGGGCUGGGAAUCGCUAUAUGCGCCAGUGUGGAUCUCCUUCCCGGGUCUCCGUAUCAAUUUUUAUCAAGGAAACUAUCUCCUCUCCAUUGCGGAAACGAUCGACAAGCCUCUGCAGGUUGAUGGUGCAACGGCCAAUUGUAUAAGGACAGUUGCUGCACAUUUUUGUGUCGAACUGGACUUGAGGAAUCCUAUUCCCUCUAAAAUAUGGAUUGGGUGUGGGGGGGAUGGCUUCUUCCAGAAAGUGGUGGUGGAAUGUCUUCCUUCAUAUUGUGUUUCUUGCUUCAAGAUUGGUCAUGCGAUGGUGAAUUGCAGGAAGGCGAUGAAGGAAACUUUGGCUAGGGAUGCAGCCCGCAAAGGCAAGAUGAUCGUCAUUGAUGCCGGUGCACAGGGAGAAUGGAUGGAGAACCAGGUCGAGUCUUUACAUGGGAGGAAGGUUUCGGUUCCAUAG